Molecule: messenger RNA, 1732 nt
Organism: Zingiber officinale
Lineage: Eukaryota; Viridiplantae; Streptophyta; Magnoliopsida; Zingiberales; Zingiberaceae
Product: shaggy-related protein kinase alpha-like
Exons: 13
Coding region: 226-1449 (407 amino acids)
Biological process (GO): signal transduction; protein phosphorylation
Cellular component (GO): cytoplasm
Molecular function (GO): protein serine/threonine kinase activity; ATP binding
Source: RefSeq, a predicted model, not a curated record
UGAGAAAAAGUAAAAUGAAAGUCCGAUCUCGCGUUCACACCGCCCUCGUUUCUCUCCUCCAACCCUAGGAGGAGGCUGGAGAAGGAAAGCCACGGGGAUCCAUGAAUUAAUCGAUCACAUUUUGUUAGCCUAAUGUAUUCUUCGUUGUUUUUUGUUUGAUAAUCUGGGAUCUGAGAUUGAUCUGGAUAUAUACUUUUAUGUUGAAUUGAGUAAAGUGAAUACUGGAUGGCUUCAAUGGCACCCACAUCAGGGCAAAAACAUGCUAGUGGUAGUAGUAUUUCCAUGGAUAACUUACCAGAUGAAAUGAAUGAUAUGCACAUAAGAGAUGACAAAGAUGUGGAGGCUACUGUAAUUGAUGGAAAUGAGACAGAGACGGGCCAUAUAAUUGUGACAACUAUAGGUGGCAGAAAUGGCCAGCCAAAGCAGACUAUAAGUUACAUGGCUGAGCGGGCAGUGGGUCAUGGAUCAUUUGGAGUUGUAUUCCAGGCCAAGUGUCUUGAGACAGGUGAAACAGUAGCUAUAAAAAAGGUUCUUCAAGACAAAAGAUAUAAGAACCGUGAAUUGCAAACAAUGCGCCUUCUUGAUCAUCCAAAUGUUGUAUGCUUGAAACAUUGUUUCUUUUCGACAACUGACAAAGAAGAACUUUAUCUUAACUUGGUUCUUGAGUAUGUACCUGAGACUGUUCAUCGAGUAAUCAAGCAUUAUAACAAAAUGAACCAGCGCAUGCCAUUGAUAUAUGUGAAGCUCUACAUGUAUCAGAUUUGUAGAGCAUUGGCCUAUAUACACAAUAGCAUUGGAGUUUGCCACAGGGACAUCAAACCACAAAAUCUUCUGGUUAACCCACAUUCACACCAGCUGAAAAUAUGUGACUUUGGAAGUGCCAAAGUUCUGGUCAAAGGGGAACCCAAUAUAUCAUACAUAUGUUCUAGAUACUAUCGAGCUCCUGAACUUAUUUUUGGUGCCACCGAGUAUACAACGGCUAUUGACAUCUGGUCUGCUGGCUGUGUUCUUGCUGAGCUCCUCUUAGGACAGCCUCUCUUUCCUGGAGACAGUGGAGUUGAUCAACUCGUAGAAAUUAUUAAGAUUUUGGGUACCCCAACAAGAGAAGAAAUUAAAUGCAUGAAUCCCAAUUACAAUGAGUUCAAAUUCCCCCAGAUCAAAGCUCACCCAUGGCACAAGAUUUUCCAUAAGAGAAUGCCACCUGAAGCUGUAGAUCUUGUAUCUAGGCUACUUCAGUAUUCGCCAAAUUUGAGGAGCACUGCUUUGGAAGCAUUGAUUCAUCCAUUCUUUGAUGAACUUCGAGAUCCAAAUGCUCGUCUACCAAAUGGCCGAUGCUUACCUCCUCUCUUUAAUUUCAAGCCUUAUGAACUAAAGGGAGUCCCAACGGGAAUUAUAGGAAAGUUGGUUCCAGAGCAUGCAAGAAAGCAAUGUACCUCUUUAGCACAGUGAUCUGCCUCGUCAUGUCAUUGCCAAUAGCUGAUGUAUGUUUGAGGUAAAAUUUGGGGAAAAACUUUCCUCUUAUUAUUAAGUUUGUUGGCACGUGUAACCCCUCGAAUCUAUAUUUCUUUGUUGAUGUUAUCGCUAUUAUCGUCUGUCUGCAGCCCCUUGUAACAACCACCUCUCUUGGUGUCAAAACUGCAGACCGCUUUUAUGAAACGUCGUCUUAUUCAUGCAGAUUGAUUGUGUUAUAUACCUUAUUAUUACGCUUAACAACAUAUUUGUUUUUCACAAA